AUGGUUUCGUCGCCAGCCGACUUAACACCCGAUUUACAGAUUGCUAAAAAGGCAAUGGAAUCACCUUGGGUCGAGAAAUACAGACCCAUUGAUUUAAAAGAUAUCGUGGGUAAUGAAAAUACCAUCUGUCGUUUGUCCGUUUUCGCUCGAGACGGCAACUUACCGAACAUCAUAAUAGCUGGUCCUCCAGGUUGUGGAAAAACCACAAGUAUCUUAUGCUUGGCCCGCACUCUGCUAAAGAGUGCCUAUAAAGAAGCAGUCCUUGAGUUAAAUGCAUCGAACGAAAGGGGUAUCGAAGUAGUAAGGACUAAAAUCAAGAUGUUCGCUCAAAAAAAGGUCAGUCUUCCUGAAGGAAGGCAAAAAAUAAUCAUCCUCGAUGAAGCCGACAGCAUGACUGAAGGUGCUCAACAGGCACUUCGACGGAUCAUGGAGUUAUACUCUCGAACAACUCGUUUUGCAUUGGCUUGUAAUGAUUCUUCGAAGCUCAUCGAACCAAUACAAUCAAGAUGUGCUGUUUUACGUUAUGCUCGUUUAACAUCUGCACAAGUGAUGGCCAGAUUGCUAGAAGUUUCGCGUAUCGAAGGUGUUUCGUAUACAGAAGAAGGUUUGGAAGCCAUUGUGUUCACUGCAGACGGUGACAUGAGACAGGCUCUAAAUAAUCUCCAAUCAACUUAUGAAGGAUUUGGGAUGGUCAGUAGCGAUAAUGUCUUUAAAGUUUGUGAUGAACCUCACCCAAUGCUUAUUAAACAGUUGAUUGAUCAUUGUUCUAAGGGUGAAUUGUCAGCUGCUCACAAGAUCUUACGUCAUUUAUGGACUUUGGGAUAUUCAGCUGAAGAUAUUAUCACCAUCACUUUUCGAGUAAUAAAGAAUCAUCCAAUGGAAGAGUAUCUCAAAUUGGGAUUUAUAAAAGAAGUUGGCCUUACUCAUUUACGAAUUUCCGAAGGACUAGGUACAUACCUACAAUUAGCUGGUCUCCUUGCUCGCCUUUGUAAAAUAGUGUUACCAAAAUAA
This is a messenger RNA of Schistosoma intercalatum, 1011 nucleotides long. Lineage: Eukaryota; Metazoa; Platyhelminthes; Trematoda; Strigeidida; Schistosomatidae. The record is from the annotation of a GenBank genome assembly.